This is a messenger RNA of Culex pipiens pallens (northern house mosquito), 5927 nucleotides long. RefSeq names its product tyrosine-protein phosphatase 69D (gene Ptp69D). The record is from RefSeq and is a predicted model, not a curated record. Lineage: Eukaryota; Metazoa; Arthropoda; Insecta; Diptera; Culicidae. Bases 370 to 4815 code for a protein of 1481 amino acids. The transcript is spliced from 12 exons. Gene Ontology annotation, biological process: protein dephosphorylation. Gene Ontology annotation, molecular function: protein binding; protein tyrosine phosphatase activity.
ACUAUCCGGCAGGGACCCAGCUAGAAGUUCGGCCUGCCAGUGGCACAAGAAAGAAGGAGGAAAAAAAGGAGUGUAGAAGUAGAAGUGCGAGAGUGUCCAUUAUUCUUUUCAAUAAACCUCCUUCGUUUUUGUUUUCCAUUAUUUUGUCGCGGAAUUAAACCGAUCCGAAUCGGCCCAGCAUGAGUCAAACCGUGUAGAUUGGAUGCGUCAUAAGUGCGAGAAUGGUGUAAAGUAGUGGUGCCGGUGUUUCAUCUGUCCUCUAUCGGAGCAAAACGCAAUCAAAAAUCGGCGAGAGCGGGGCCCUCUGCAAAAAAUAAGACGGACGGACGGACGACAGGAUCUACACACUUGCGACAAGGAGGGAGAGCAAUGUGGAAGAACCAAGCCCACUUGUGCUUUCUAGUUGUUUGUAUAUACAGUUUGAGCCAUCAGAUCGUCGAAGUCCGUGCGACCGGUAGUACAGUUGAACCGCGUUACUUCUUGGCUGGUAGAAAUGGAACACUGUCGUGCAAGUACACCGGUGCGGAGAUUCCCACAUGGCACAAGGACGGGAAAAAUCUUACCGAUGGCAGCGGAAAGUUUUCAUUUAUGAUCGUUGACUCUGAAAGAGACGUGGAGAAGUUGUCCGAUGGGGACGAAGGAAAGCCCGCGGAAGAGCAGCAGUCGGAUACGACGGAUGCAAGCGUACUACCGGCCAAUACAGCGAUUUCAACCUUAACGAUACACAAUUUUACAAAGGCGGACACCGGAAAGUACGUCUGCCAUGGAGAGGGCAAAAGUAUCCUCGCGAAUUACACAGUUCAUGAGGUCAUUCUACCAAAGAUUACUGCAUCGAGCCCGGAGCGCACGCGGACCAAGCUCGAGAAGAAGGUCGAGCUGUACUGCGUGAUACAAAUGUACCCACUGGAAUACUUUAACAAUUCAAUACAAUGGUUCAAGGAAGACGAUACCACCGAGAACAACUUUUUCAAAAACACUUCCGUGCGCAUUUUGAAUGGAACUCAUGUGAACGUCACGCUGACGAUUGCCGGAGUAAGCAAAACUCACAAUGGAACCUAUUCCUGCAAUGUUGGCCCGUCGGCGAUGUUGGACGAAAGUUCGGCUGUCGAUAAAAAGUCGAUGGCUUUGCUUGUGCUGGACAAACCCCAGGUUGCGAUUGAGUACAUGAAAGCGGUGGGCGCGAACAAGAUCUAUCUUAACUGGACCAUCAACGAUGGAAACGAUCCGGUGAAACAUUACAUGGCCCAGUUCAUGAAAAAGGGCGACUCCACCUUUACGUAUUACGCCACUCGUAUUGAUGGCCAAAACACAUCAUUCGUGCUCGAAAAUUUUGAACCUGCCACCGAUUAUGAAAUUAAACUAACAGCUCAAAACAGUCAGGGAAGCGGCCCAGCUUCACCACCACAAAAGGUUCGCACGUUAGAAACCGAUCCCAGCUUCACCCCAGUCGUCGAAGUCAAAGGCAACACCCACUCAACGAUCACGAUCGGAUGGGCACCACCACCAACCGACCUGCUAGAGUACAUUCAGUACUACGAUCUUACGGUGUCCGUUGCCGGCGAAAACUCUUCCAAGUGGGAAACAUACUACCCACAAAACAGUCGAAAUCUGCCCUACAUGUUCGACAACCUGGAAACCGCCACAGAGUACAGCUUCCGAGUGCGAGCCUGCAGCGAACUCGCAAAAGUGUGCGGAAACUGGUCAGAGGAGGUAAAUGGAACCACCAGCGAUGGAACAUCCUCCGAACCUCUCGAUCUCAACAUCACUUGCUCUCACUUCAACAUCUCCCGCCGUAACAGCGUACGAAUCCACUGGAACCCACCGAGCAAACCCAACGGAAAGGUCGUUUCCUACCAAGUUAUUCUGGACGGCCUCUCUCAGUACCGUAGCGAGCACGGAACGCUCAAAAACGAAACCUGGGGACCCAAAAUCAAAAACGUACAAGCCCAGUUCACCAAAACCGAGUACGACGGAAUUCCACCCAACACCAACUACACCGUACGAGUCGCAGCGGUCACGCGUACCAAACGCCCGGGAAAGAUGGCAAGUGCCACGUGCACAAUGCCAUCGACAACCCCCGACAACAUCGGCCGCCUAAUGUGGGGCAAGCUGCGCACCGAAGAUAACCAGUGGAUCUUCAAACUCUUCCUACCGCGCGUUUCCGAACGCAACGGUCCGAUCUGCUGCUACAAAAUCUAUCUCACCCGGCUGGUGCACAAAAAUGGCUCCCUUCCGGAGCCGGAGAAUCUUGCCGUCACGAGCUACGCCGACGUUCAUUCGCUAAACAACACCCACGGGGGGACGUACCUUGCCGAGAUAUUCUCCAGCGUAAAUUACAGCUCGGAGGUAUUCCUGGGCGAUGGAAAGAACAAUGAAGUUCAGGAUCUGACCUUCUGCCCGCAAUGUCUGCACAAGACCAGAUUUCACCAGAUUGACAAAACCAGUGCCAUUAACAAGGAUGAGGAAGAAGUCGGCCAGAACGCCACUGCCACCACAACGACGGCGAAUCCCAUUCGCACCGGGAACGAAGCCGUCUCGGUUCAGGACGAGCUGAAAGUAUCUAGUCACGAGAAGCGCGAGAUAACCAGCUACAACAGCUACGACGGCGGCACCUACCAGCUGGAAACGGUGUACGACGGUGUGCUGGAUGCCACCAGCAACUACACCGGAUUCGUGGAAGUAGUUGUGAAAACCGAAGGCGACAGCGGUCCUCAGUACAUUUCAAGCUUCAGCGAGUACUUCCAGGAAAUGAAUGCUGGAGCCCCGUCGCCCAGCGAACUAAACGGAAAAGAUCUAUCUUUUAUACUGAACAUCGUUAUUCAAAUCCUGUGCGGUCUCAUCCUGAUUGUUUUGCUGGUCUUGCUUACGCUCUGUCUGCUGCACAAACACUUUAGCAAGAAUAUCGCCCAAGAAGGGGAAGCAAUCAGCUUGGGAGACUCACUGAGAAGAGCUCUCUGCCACGGACGCAAUGCGAACAUGCACCACCGGCAUCUGCUCGGAUCGAACAGCGUCAAACCACCGACGAUUCCACCGAUAUCGAAGGACGAUCUUCCAAAAGCAUACUACGAGAAACAUAAGGACUCUGACUAUGGCUUCCAGCACGAGUUUGAGCUGCUUCCGGACAAGUUUGUCGAUCGGACGACAAAAAAUUCCGAUCUUAAGGAGAACAUCCACAAGAAUCGUUAUCCGGAUAUCAAGUCCUAUGAUCAGACUCGGGUCAAGCUGUCAACGAUGAAUGGUCUGUGCGGAUCGGACUAUAUUAACGCGAAUUUUGUGAUCGGCUACAAGGAACGUAAAAAGUUCAUCUGCGCUCAAGGUCCGAUGGACAGCACGAUCAACGAUUUCUGGCGAAUGAUUUGGGAGCAGCAUCUGGAGAUUAUCGUUAUGCUGACCAAUUUGGAGGAGUAUAACAAGACCAAGUGCGCCAAGUAUUGGCCGGAAAAUAUAAACGAUUCAACCCAGUACGGAGAUUUACUGAUUACGUUCACUUCAGAUAGCUUCUAUGCGGACUACAUCGUGAGAAACUUGAAGGUCACCAAACGCUCGGUCAACUCUGCCGGUGACGAAGUCGAAGAUACGCGCUAUAUUUCCCAGUUCCACUACCUAACCUGGAAGGACUUUAUGGCCCCGGAACACCCGCAAGGAAUCACCAAAUUCAUCAAACGCAUCAACUCGGAAUACUCAUUGCAACGCGGUCCCAUCCUGGUUCAUUGUAGUGCCGGCGUUGGCAGAACCGGAACAUUCGUAGCCCUGGACACACUCACGCAGCAGCUGAACGAGGAAGGCCAAGUGUCGAUCUUCAACACAAUAUGUGAUAUGAGAUAUCAAAGAAAUUUCCUUGUGCAGUCCUUGAAACAAUACAUUUUCCUGUACCGUGCCCUCACCGAGCUGGCGUACUUUGGCGACACAGAAAUUGAUCAAAAGUCACUCGCAACCACCGUUGAAAAUCUCAAGCAGCCAUCAACCGAGAACGCCGAUAUUUGCAAGCUAGAAGCGCAAUAUCAACGAAUAAAAUCGUUCCAAGACGACACCCGCCGGACGGUGGCCAUAGGCAGUAGCGAGGAGAACAAAGCCAAGAAUCGCUCCGACAGCUGUGUUCCAUACGACAAGAAUCGUGUGAUUCUGGCGCCGAUUCCGGGCCAUGACAACUGCACCUACAUCAACGCGUCCUUCAUCGAUGGGUACGACGACGAGAACAACUUUGUCAUCACGCAGGAUCCGCUGGAGAACACCAUUUUCGACUUUUGGCGAAUGAUCUUCGAGCAGCGGAUAAAGACGAUCGUCAUGUUCUCGGAGAUUGGCGACGGUCCCAACAAGUGUCCCCGGUACUGGGCCGACGAGGAGAUGCAGUACGAGAAUCUGCUCGUAACGUACAUCCAAAGUGAGAGCGGUCCCUACUACACCAAGCGCGAGUUUACGGUCAUGAACUGUAAAACGAAGGACACCAUCCAGGUAACGCAGUUCCAGUACAACGGUUGGCCCACCGUCGAGGGCGAGGUUCCCGAGGUCACGCGGGGCAUGAUCGAAAUAGUCAACCAAGCACAAAAGCACAGCACCCAGCAGGAGGACAUGUUCACCAUUGCCGUUCAUUGCAGCUUGGGAACGGACAAAAGCUCCUUAUUCGUUGCCAUGUGCAUACUAGUUAUGCAGCUUAAAACCGAAAAACGAAUUGACAUUUGCUCUAUAGUCAGAAAGCUUCGAGCACAACGUAGUCUAAUGAUAGAAACAUAUGCACAAUACGAAUUUCUGCAUAGAGCUAUUGUAAAUUUCGCUGACUUAUACAAAAUCUCGCUAGGCAUAGCUUCCGACUGUUGAUAAGCUGAUGUAGUGAUAAUGUAAUAAGGUAAACAUAACAUAAUGUCGUGAAACAUAAUACGUAUAGAUCGCGCAACCCCAUUACACAAACACACACACACAUGCCACACGCCGCCAAUACACACUGAAGAAUCCACUUCUACACACAGAUAAGUUUGCAAGUAAAUCCCAGAAGAAACAAAACAGAAAUACAUGUGACAAUUUCAUGCAGAAGCUUCAAGUACGCAAUAUAUGUAAUGUAUGUAAUUUUUAGCUUUUUAAAACCAGUAAACCUGCAUGAGUUAAACUUAUCGAACAAUCUAUUGCAUGCGACGUCAAACGAAACAAAAAAAAACUGAGAUUAGUAUGAUGGCAGCCAGGGUUUCUUUGUUCUUGGUCAUACUAUUUUAAAUGAAAAAAACAAAAUAGCUCCCUCCCUUUUUAAGUGAAAUGUGAGUUAAAAAAAUCUUCCCUAAUUACGUUCUUCUAUAAGCCAUACUCUGUUUAAUUCACCGCAACUCUCCGUUUACGGAAAAAGAAAACACUACAUUUAUAAAUAGUCAUUGAAGUAACUAAUAAAAACCAUGAUACAACUAGGACAAGAAAACAAGCAGGUAACUUUUAUACUAUUCCAGACAAGAACAACCCAAUACAAUAGAUUGGCGACAGCAGCAGCAGAGAGAUAGGUAGGAGCAGAUUGCAAACAACAAAAAAAGCAAAUUGUAGAAAAAUGGUUGAAGAAUCGAGAGUGUGUGAUCAAAAUGUAGAGGAAUAACAGCGUGCGAUGCAAAAGAAAACGUUAGGAGCUAAAGCUAGAUAUUUUUCACGUUGAAAACCGAUGGAAAAUACAAUCAUAACAAGUAAAACAAUGACACUAAAUAAGACAGAAGAUGCAAAAUAUACCUCUAUCUGUGUGUAAAAGUCAAUAACUAUUAAGGUAUCUGUACCAGUAUGAUAUUUCUAUGAGUAAUGAAUAAUGGAAAACACAAAAUGAUGAUACACAGAAAGAAAAAACACGAAACAAGAAACCAGAAAUGUCUUGUGUGCUGAACAACCUACAAUUUACUACAUUAUAAUGUUUGUAUUUAUCAAAAAUUAUCAACAAUGAGCAGUAAAGAUAAACUUGUGUACAA